CCGCUUGGCGUCCCCGAGUCUCCUUUCUGGUUGGGAUUUGGAAAAUGCCUGGAAGCAUGAAUCUUGGAUGAUCUUAGGGCUCAGGUUUCUUUGUGAAACUGUCCAGUAGAGAAAGUUCUUGGGACAAACUUCAUUUGAUCUCAGCAUAAGCAAAGAAAGAACCUGAUCAGACACUGAAGAAAGGACGAGGAUCUCUCCUCUUAAUCUGGGCCUCCUGUCAUGGAUGAAGAGACUCGGCACAGCCUUGAGUGCAUUCAGGCCAAUCAGAUCUUCCCUAGGAAGCAGUUGAUCCGAGAGGAUGAGAAUCUUCAGGUUCCUUUCCUUGAACUUCAUGGAGAGAGCACAGAAUAUGUGGGUCGAGCUGAGGAUGCUGUCAUUGCCCUUUCUAAUUAUAGACUUCACAUCAAGUUCAAGGAGUCUCUUGUUAACGUUCCAUUACAGCUUAUAGAAAGUGUUGAAUGCCGAGAUAUAUUUCAACUUCAUUUGACUUGCAAGGACUGCAAAGUUAUCAGGUGUCAGUUCUCAACAUUUGAACAGUGUCAGGAGUGGCUGAAGAGACUGAAUAAUGCAAUCCGACCACCUGCUAAAAUAGAAGAUCUCUUCUCGUUUGCAUACCAUGCUUGGUGCAUGGAGGUCUAUGCCAGUGAAAAAGAACAACAUGGAGACCUGUGCAGACCAGGGGAACAUGUAACGUCAAGGUUUAAAAACGAAGUGGAGCGGAUGGGUUUUGAUAUGAACAAUGCCUGGAGGAUUUCCAACAUCAAUGAGAAGUACAAAUUAUGUGGUAGCUACCCGCAAGAGCUCAUAGUGCCUGCCUGGAUCACUGACAAAGAGCUAGAAAGUGUAGCAAGCUUCAGGUCCUGGAAGCGCAUCCCUGCCGUCAUCUACAGGCACCAGAGUAACGGAGCUGUCAUUGCCCGCUGUGGACAGCCAGAAGUCAGCUGGUGGGGCUGGCGAAACGCAGACGAUGAGCACCUGGUGCAGUCAGUAGCCAAAGCUUGUGCCUCUGACUCCCGAUCAAGCAGCAGCAAGCUGUCAGCUAGGAACAGUUCCCGAGACUUUCCCAACGGGGGAGACCUUUCUGAUGUGGAGUUUGAUUCUUCUCUGUCAAAUGCUUCAGGAGCAGAGAGUUUAGCCAUUCAGCCACAGAAGCUUUUGAUCUUGGAUGCGCGUUCUUAUGCAGCAGCUGUGGCAAACCGAGCCAAAGGAGGAGGCUGCGAAUGCCCAGAGUAUUACCCAAACUGUGAAGUUGUGUUUAUGGGGAUGGCAAACAUUCAUUCUAUUCGGAGGAGUUUUCAGUCCCUGCGGUUGCUGUGCACACAGAUGCCAGAUCCGGGAAAUUGGUUGUCAGCUCUUGAAAGCACCAAAUGGCUCCACCACCUGUCUGUGCUGUUGAAAUCGGCGCUGCUGGUUGUGCACGCUGUGGAUCGGGAUCAGCGGCCGGUGCUAGUACACUGCUCGGAUGGCUGGGACCGCACCCCCCAGAUUGUGGCACUGGCUAAGCUCCUACUGGACCCUUACUACCGAACCAUAGAGGGUUUCCAGGUCCUCGUGGAGAUGGAGUGGCUGGACUUUGGCCAUAAAUUUGCUGACCGGUGUGGUCAUGGGGAGAACUCAGACGAUCUGAAUGAGCGUUGCCCAGUGUUUCUGCAAUGGCUUGACUGUGUUCAUCAGCUUCAGAGGCAAUUUCCUUGCUCUUUUGAGUUCAAUGAAGCAUUCCUUGUGAAACUGGUGCAGCAUACCUACUCCUGCCUCUUUGGAACAUUCCUGUGCAACAAUGCCAAGGAGAGAGGGGAAAAGCACACUCAGGAGCGGACAUGUUCUGUGUGGUCACUUCUUCGGGCAGGCAACAAGUCUUUCAAAAACCUACUGUAUUCCUCUCAGUCAGAAGCCGUGCUGUACCCUGUGUGCCAUGUACGUAACCUGAUGCUGUGGAGUGCAGUCUACCUGCCCUGCCCAUCUCCGUCUACCCCAGUGGACGACAGCUGUGCGCCAUACCCAGCCCCAGGCACCAGCCCCGAUGACUCCCCUCUGAGCCGGCUACCAAAGACUAGAUCAUUUGACAAUCUGACCACAGCCUGCGACAACACAGUGCCUCUGGCCAGCCGGCGCAGUAGCGACCCCAGCCUGAAUGAGAAAUGGCAGGAGCAUCGGCGCUCACUAGAACUGAGCAGCCUGGCUAGCCCUGGAGAGGAGCUUGCUGCAGACAACCCAGGGAAGCCCACCAAAGUACCGGCAGGCGCCGAGCUGUCUGUUGCCGCUGGAGUGGCUGAGGGGCAGAUGGAGAACAUUUUGCAAGAGGCCACCAAAGAGGAGAGUGGGGUGGAGGAGCCUGCCCACAGGGGGAGCCUUGAGAUGCAAGAGAUCAAAGAGGAGACAGUCGUAGAAAAGGAGAGCAAGAGGAAGACACCCGAGGGCUCAGCCCUUGUCCUUUACCAAGAACCAGAACUGGGUGAUCCUACUCUGCAGAAUCAUCCAGGCGUGAACCUGUCUCUGUUCUCACAGGAUAUUCCUGAGCAGGCCUCCCCCAGUGGAGAGGAUGCCCAGGAGGCCCCUGUGGAGGAGCCUCGAAUAGGAGAUGCUGUAGACGAUAGAGAGGAAGCACUUCUUCCAGCCCCUGUGGAUGCAAAUGUUGGCUAUGGUACCUCACAAUCAAGUUCUCUGCUACCUUCCCAAGUCCCACUUGAGACCAGAGGACCAAAUGUGGACAGUUCCAUGGACAUGUUAAUGGAUGAUAAGGUGAAGUCAGAAAGUGGGCACCCAGGCCAUCACAGACCUUGUCCAGUUAACAGUGACAGGUUCAGUGGCAAAGACAUGCUUACCCAAGCCAUGGAGCCCAGGCCUUUGGAGAGGAGCCCAGUUGAGAGGCCCCAAGUGGUGUCUGUGGUACACAGGACUUCCCCUGGCAGCACUCUCAGCCUGACACGUUUCCCUUGUGCCUUGCCUUUAGCCGAAUGUAAAGAGGGGCUUGUGUGCAACGGUACCCCAGAGACUGAAAACAAGGCCUCAGAGCAGCCCCCAGGGCUUAGCACCCUCCAGAAGUACCCCACACCCAACGGGCACUGCACCAAUGGGGAAGCCGGUAGGAGCAAGGACUCACUGAGCCGCCAGCUGUCUGCUACAAGUUGCAGCUCUGCCCACUUACACUCGAGGAACUUGCACAAGUGGCUGCACAGCCACUUGGGGAGACCCUCUGUAACUGGUAGCCCUGACCAGCCUUCCCGCAGCCACCUGGACGAUGAUGGCAUGCCUGUGUACACAGACACGAUCCAACAGCGCCUGCGUCAGAUUGAGUCAGGACACCUGCAGGAAGUGGAGACCUUGAAAAAACAAGUCCAGGAGCUGAAGAGUCGCCUAGAGAGCCAGUACUUGACCAGCUCCCUACGCUUCAAUGGGGACUUUGGGGAUGAAGUGACUUCAAUCCCCGACUCGGAAAGCAAUCUGGAUCAGAACUGUUUGUCUCGCUGCAGCACAGAGAUUUUCUCUGAAGCCAGCUGGGAGCAGGUGGAUAAACAGGACGCAGAGAUGACUCGUUGGCUCCCCGACCACUUGGCUGCCCACUGCUAUGCGUGUGACAGUGCCUUCUGGCUUGCCAGCAGGAAGCACCACUGCAGGGAAACUGACCGUGUUGAUCAAACGUGGAAUUGUGGGAAUGUAUUCUGCUCCAGUUGUUGUAACCAGAAGGUUCCAGUUCCCAGCCAGCAGCUCUUUGAACCCAGUCGAGUGUGCAAGUCUUGCUAUAGCAGUCUACAUCCCACGAGCUCAAGCAUUGACCUUGAACUGGAUAAGCCCAUUGCUGCCACUUCAAACUGAAGCUCAGUGACCUGGGGUGGGCAGAGGCCAAGCUGCUGUUCCUCUGACAGGCCCACGAAGCCUGGGCAGACUGAGAGGCCCGUGCACUUUGGAAUGGGGGCAUGGAACCACCUGUGCAGAGUGACAGAAAUUGGGGAUGUACCACUGGAUUGUACAUUGAUUUUUCUUUCCUAUUCUCCACUUCCCCUUUUCUAUCUUCCCUCUGCCUUCAAAAAAGGAAAAGUCCCCUGGUUGUCUUAAUUUUCUUUUUUUAAAUGGAAGACUAGAGGUCACCAGGCCCCUUGUAACUGCUGAGCCCCCUGCUGUAGGCAACACUGAAGGGUGGCUUGGUUCCCCAGAUGGGAGGAGGCCUGUCGGAGCCAGGAGUGGAGGCCUGAGACAGUGGGUGGGGAAGGAAGCCAGUGCUAACAAUCAUGACAAUUCUUCAUGCUACCGGCACAUCAGAGCUGGGCAGGAAACCUUCGCUGCUGGGGUGGCUGGAAGUACCUUCCCCAAGAGCACUGUCACGGGUGUCCUCACCCUCCCAGGGGGAGGUGCACAGUGAAUGGAACCUCUUGGGCCUCCUUGGGGGCAGGUGAGAGGGGCUGAAGCAUCAUCCCCCACAGGAUUCUGUUUCACAUUUGACUCUUAGUGUCAGGGGCUCCCUUCAGUAUCAGGGGGCUGCCUCCUGGGCCGGUCUGUGUAGCACUUCUCACCCUCAGGCAGAAGAGUGCAGACUCGCCAAGAUGCAGUCUCUUGCCUCUUGACCAAGGCCAAAGCCUGCCCUGAGCCUGGGCAUACCUGGGAGCCCCGUCCCUGGGACCUGGUCCCUCAAACAAUCUCUUUUCCUCUGCCAGCACAGGGAAACCAGACUCAGGGUUCCAGAAAUUCCCCAUUCCCAAACCAAACAAAUCAUGGAUCUCCCCUUAAGGGGUAGAAUCGGCCUUUAUAGUUACACGCCUCUGGGAAAGGAAGCCGGUCCCCAUACAAUCAUCCUUCUUCCCCCUUCCCCUCGGUAGCAGCCAGAAGAGCCCAGCAGUUGCCAGCCCUGCUUCUGGCUGCCUGGGCGGGCAUGUGUCUGGCUACUGGCCAGCAAUGACAGGCUACCUGGGGACUCUGCAAGGUUCCUUAGAGAAGUGACAGGACUGGAAGAUGUCUGGGACUCCUUUCCUUAGUGAGCUUUGAUGUGGUCCAAAAAGAGCCUUAAAUCGAGAAUAUUUGUGGUGGAGGUGGGCGUGGGGACGAGUAGAGCGGAGUUUGUGCUUUGUAAUCUUGGCGUCUGUGUCUUGUGCCUGCCCUCCCUCUCAGUGAAGGCCCAUGCUUGGCUCUGCUGAAAGCUGCUAACUGGUGACAGGGCAUGUUGGGGUGGAGAUAGGUCAGGCUAUGCUUUGGUUCGGACCCUCCCUGUACUCCCCUUCUCCUUUGGAAUCAGUUCCCUGGCCAAGGGCAAGUUGUGUCUCAGGUGGGUCCUGUGUGUGGCUGUGUGUGGCUGAGGCACAGCCUUCCCUGGGGCUGCUGGCCCAGGCACAGCCCAGAGUGUCUGAGCACAUCUCUGACUUCAGCAACGGCAGCAGCUACUCAGAGUGUGAGUUGGUGAAACAGGGUGUAGUUCUGUCCACACUCUGUGUGGUCUGGCCAUGCAGGUAGGGCAAAGUCAGUCUAAUCAAAGAUUGUGCAGUUCCUAGUGACAGGUGCCAAGAGGAUAUGAUACGGGUUUCUUGGGUCUGGUGUACAGUGUGAAUAAAUGCUUGCAGCUCUUAGCCCUUUUUUGAUCAACGAAGCACUUUUUUAUUAAUAUUUUCUUUGUAUGUAAAGGAGGAACCGUAACUCUCCGUAGCUGUAUAUAUAACCCUUUUCUCCUAAAGAGGAGUUGGUCAACGCUCCUAUAUUUUUCAUUUUUUGUCAAAGCAAGAAGUAAAUACUUUUAGAAUUGUUAAAUAUAUAAAUAAAGCGAAUAAAGUUGAGUGUUCCGCAUGGUA
This is a messenger RNA of Tupaia belangeri chinensis (Chinese tree shrew), 5771 nucleotides long. It is a transcript of the gene MTMR3, whose product is annotated as myotubularin related protein 3. The record is from RefSeq and is a predicted model, not a curated record. Lineage: Eukaryota; Metazoa; Chordata; Mammalia; Scandentia; Tupaiidae. Gene Ontology annotation, molecular function: protein phosphatase binding; phosphatidylinositol-3,5-bisphosphate 3-phosphatase activity; metal ion binding. Bases 220 to 3813 code for a protein of 1197 amino acids. Gene Ontology annotation, cellular component: cytoplasm; membrane. Gene Ontology annotation, biological process: phosphatidylinositol dephosphorylation; regulation of autophagy. The transcript has 21 exons.